AUGAGUGACGGGCGCUUCGCUGGCGUGGAAUGGUGCCUGGGCUCCUACACCCCUGCCUGGGGACAGCCCCUCUACCUGGGGAUCCCUCCCAGGGGCAAAGAGGCUCCGGCGCCCUUCGAUGGCUGCUCCAGCUCAGGGAAUAAGGAGCUGUACCUGAAGAAAGAACCCAGCUUCCACCCCCCAGCCAAGGACCAGGCCCUGCCGCAGCUGCUGGGCAAGGGGCAGGCAGGGCAGGAUGGGGACAGGGAUGGGGACACGGUGGUACCCGGAGCCCCGUGGAGGGGUGCCAGAGCUCCCCAUGCCUGCACGCCUCCCCCCAGCACCAGCCACCCCCUCUUCCUCCUGCACCCCAGUGUGGUGGGGAACAGGGGUGGUCCCUGGGUGGGUGCCCAGCCCCACACCACCAAUUUCCGUAUGGAUCCGGGGCCAGGCCGGCCCUCUGAGCCCAAAGACCUCGUGUACCAAAGCCUCCAACCUGGACCAGGGGAGUUCAACCCAUCACCUCCACUCGCAGAGGGGCAUCACCCACUGGUCCACGCCAAGCCAGAGCAUCCCCCAGCUUGUCUGUGCACCACUCAGGGCUGCGAUGGGGGCACAGGGAUGGGCUAUGGGGUGCUCGGUCCCUUCGAGCCCCCCCUGGCCAUGCCCCCACCCAGCAACCACACCAAGCUGAAGAAGACGUGGCUGACGCGGCACUCGGAGCAGUCGCUGCCACACUCCAAGUCACCCCAUGGGGACGGAGCCUCUGAGCCACCCGCAGAGGGGAAGCGCUCGGCCAAGCGCCCGCACGGCACCACCGAUGGAGCCCGCGGUGCUGCUGAUGCUGCUGGGGCAGCCAAAAGGGGCACCAAGGCCACCAAGCCUGUGGCUGCGGCGUGCCAUGGUGACGGCACAGAGAGCGGAGCGGGCCCGGAGGAGAGGAGGAUGCAGCUGGGAGAGGCAGGCCCGCGGGAGCCGUGGUGGCUGCAGAGCGAGCCCUGCACCGCGCUGCCCCAGAGCAUCCCGCGCUGCUGCGCCUGCACCGGCCGCGCCUUGCGGGGCCCCGGCCGCGAGCAGCGGGAGGAGGAGCCGCCCGAGAGCUCCUGCAGGCUGCUGCGCUUCCGCAGGUUUGCCCUGGGGGCCGGUGGGGAGCUGAGCCCCGACGGUUUCUGCACCCUGGGGGAGGCCGAGGGGGAGCUGCUGGAAGCGGCCAGCCCGGAGCGAGGGAUCCGGAGCACCGGCAGCAGCCUCUGCCUGGCCAAGUACCUGCUGGGGGUGCUGGGGGACCCCUUCUGCGAGGCCGUCCGCAGGGACAGGGACGUGUGGGCAGGAGCCCCCGAGGGUAAGCGGGGGCCGGGGUUUGGGGUGACCCCGGGGGCCGGGGGGCUGAGGCCUGUGUUUCCCAUAGGGGUAACAGCCUGGAGGCGAGGAGCAGGAGCCCCCCAGCUCUGUGACUCCUGCCAGCGCGGCUUCUUCAACUCGCACUGGAGCUGCCCCAGAUGUGGCUUCCAGCUGUGCCCCGAGUGCCACCGCAGCGGGCGGGGGGCUGAUGGACACGAGGGUCCAGCACGACCGCCUGAGUGCAUCCCUGGGCAAGCCCACCCCAUCGCACCCCUCAUCCUCACACAGUUCAUUCCCACUCAUGCCCUGACCCGGCUCUGGAAGCUGCUGCACAAGGUCCGAGCCCAGUUCAGCAUCGAGUCGCGUUGUCCCUGCGGGGAGGGGGCUGCCGAGCAGAGCCCAGCAGAGCCCCCCCCGGCAAGCAGGCAGGAGCUGGUGGGAGCCACGGUGCCGACCCCCCCACCCAGCGAUGGCCACACCGACACCUCCCGACCCAUCAAGGAAGAGACCACGGACGGGGGGGCCCGGUCGCCAGGGCAGGGACCCCCCCGCGGGCCCGUGCCCCCCGGCACCCUCUGCGAUCUCCUGGCCUCGACCGCUGUCAAGCUGUGCCUGGGGCAGGACGGGGUGCGAAUGGCGUUUGCCCCCGUCUCACCCGCUUUGCCCAGCGACAACCACUUGACCAGCAUCCUGGACAGCAUCAUCGCUCGCGUGGUGGAGAGGAAGAUCCAGCAGAGGCAGGCAGGGGGCGAGACGAGCCCCCCAAGUCCUUCCAACCCCCCCAGCCCACCUAGUCCCCCCGUUUCCCACUGCAUCCUGGCUCCCAGUGGGCUGCUCUGGCUGCAGGACCCUGGCCACGCCGCCAACUACGAGCUCUUCCAGGAGCACUGGCGGCAGGGCGAGCCUGUCCUGGUUUCAGGGCUGCAGAAGAGGCUGGAGGAGCGGCUGUGGGGGCCGGAAUCCUUCCGCUCCUGCGGGAUGGAGCAGGAGCUGGAGGUGGUGAACCUGCGGGCACCGGCCUCCCGCGUCCGUGUGAGCAGCCGGGAAUUCUGGGAUGGCUUCACCGCCAGCGCAGCAUCCCCGGAGAUGGACCAGGGCAGCAGGGACUUGCUGAAGCUGGAAAAUGGCUUUGGGGACAUGGAGCUGUGUCGGGCCACCAACCUGAGCACCAGUUUGCCACUGCCCGAGUACUGCAGGUCCAGCGGCCGCCUCAACCUGGGCACGUACCUGCAGGGACACUGGGUCCAGCGCUGGCUGUGCCCGCGUGUCUGCGCAGCUUAUGGUGUGAUGCCACAAGACCGGACCAUUGGGACCAAAACCCUGACGGUGGAGGCGACCGACUCCAUCAGCAUCCUGGUGCACACUGCGGCCGAGCGGCCGGCAGCACGGCAGGCCAUGCUCCUGCAAGCCGAAGGUGUGGAUGCCGCCCUGAGGGAGCGGCUCUGGGAUGCCGGCAGCCGCCCCGGUGCCUUGUGGCACAUCUUCCGUGCCGAGGACGCCGGCCGCAUCCAGGGUUUCUUGCAGAAGGCAUGUGAGGACCAAGGGCAGGACGGGGCGGCCACGGAGGAGCAGCCUGGUCCCUACCUGGACCUCUCGCUGCGGACGCGGCUGCGCCAGGAGUGCGGGGUGAGCGGCUGGACCCUCCUCCAGUGCCUGGGGGAUGCGGUGCUGGUCCCUGCGGGGGCUCCACACCAGGUUCAGACCCUCACCAGCACCAUCAGUGUGGAGCAGCGGUUCCUCUCGCCGGAGCACGCCGCACACCUCCGGGACCACAGCACGGACCCCACCGGGACCACGCGCCAGCUCCGUGCCCGGCUCGACAGCAUGAUCUUCUCCGCUGUGCGGGAGGCUGUGGGAGUGCUGCGGGGAUGCAAGUGAGGAGGAUGAGGAUGAGGAUGCUCGGACAUGGCCGGGAUGCUGCAGGGAGAUGGGAAUGGGCACCUCUUACUUGGUGCUUUGCCCUGGGAAGCUCAGGAGCAGGGAAUAAAGUGCAGCGAGCCGGGACCACCGGCACCACCAGCA
Messenger RNA from Strigops habroptila (Kakapo), 3342 nucleotides. It is a transcript of the gene HR, whose product is annotated as HR lysine demethylase and nuclear receptor corepressor. Gene Ontology annotation, molecular function: transcription coregulator activity; histone H3K9 demethylase activity; chromatin DNA binding. The transcript is spliced from 17 exons. Lineage: Eukaryota; Metazoa; Chordata; Aves; Psittaciformes; Psittacidae. The record is from RefSeq and is a predicted model, not a curated record. Gene Ontology annotation, cellular component: chromatin; histone deacetylase complex. Bases 1 to 3198 code for a protein of 1065 amino acids. Gene Ontology annotation, biological process: regulation of transcription by RNA polymerase II.